This is a messenger RNA of Pleurotus ostreatus (oyster mushroom), 2010 nucleotides long. RefSeq lists its product as uncharacterized. Lineage: Eukaryota; Fungi; Basidiomycota; Agaricomycetes; Agaricales; Pleurotaceae. The transcript has 7 exons. The record is from RefSeq and is a predicted model, not a curated record. Bases 1 to 2010 code for a protein of 669 amino acids.
AUGUCGGUCGGUUUGUCCUCGGCUCGCGUUCUGGGAAUCCCAGAGCUUCUGGCGCAUAUCUUCUUAUUGUCGAGUCGCCAGGCAAAUACAGUGUACGCUCGCGUUUGCAAAGAAUGGUCAGACGUCGCCCUGGACGUUCUAUGGCGGGAGAUCAACAACCCCAGCCACCUGAUACGACUACUAUGCCCACUCCAUCCAGAACCUGACGGCGACGGCGGAGUGAUAUGGAGCUUUGUCAAAGAGCACGGAGCUAUUCAGACUACUGACUGGGAGCGGCUACGCUCGUAUGCGAAGCGGGUCCGGAUUCUCGUGGUGCCUCGCAGGAUCCCAAUACUCGACGAUUCCGUUUUUACGGAAAUCCAGAGCGCAGGCUGUUUUCUACCUAAUCUCCAGCGACUCGAAUGGUAUACCAAUGCAUUAUACUACCCUCUUUUCACCGGCAAGAACGUCUUGCACCUCACAUUGCGUCUAGACCCGGAAGAUACACAUCAUAUGUCUCAAGUCAUCCUGGAUAUUCCCAAGUUCCUCCCGCUUCUUACGUCCUUGAUUCUGGAAUUACCAGACUACUACGCGUAUUUCGGCAUGGAUAUGUUGAAACGUUUCUUCUCCACCCUAGAAGACGUCCACAACGCCAUUGCUAUAUCUUUGACCAAGCUCCCCUCGCUGACGUACUUUUCGUUACCCAAAUUCUUCUGUACUCCGACAAUCCUUCAACAACUGGCGAUGCUCAAGAAACUGGUCUCGGUAGAAGUGUCCCUUCUAUCCUCGCCAUAUAAUUCAAUCUUCCCCGUUGACUUGGAAACACGCAGCUUCAUGUCCUUAACACGGCUCGCCUUUUCCAUGUCAUUUGAAAGGGCCAUGGAGUGCUUUUCUCAAACAAAUUACCCUCCGAACGUCAUCCGCCUCGAGCUCGCCUCCACUGCCUUCGAACCCGAGCAAGAUUAUUCAGGAAUCUUGGAGGUCCUUUCUGCGAGUUAUCCAGACCUCCAGGAACUCGUACUGGACAGCACAGUAUCACCUCCUGUGGACAUCGAGCUCGCGGUGCAGACUGAAAUAACAUUGCAUAGCCUUCAACCUGUACUGCGCUGGUCCGGUCUCAAGGUGUUGAAAUUGCGCCACUACUUCCCCUUUUCAUUAACGCAUGAUGAUAUCCUAGCAUUCGCCAAAGCGCUUCCCUCUAUCGAAAUUCUUCUGCUUAACCCAAGUCCAGGUGCCCUUCUACAACCUUCCUUCCCGAUAGGUACUCUUCUCGUAUUCGAAACCCAUUGCCCACGAUUACAGCACCUUGGACUCUACUUUGGCAUAGGGACUGAACAUAUACCCGUCGCAGUUGUCGAACGGUACCCCUCCUUGGAUAUAGGAUGUCUUUUCAACGACAUUUGCCCAAAGGCAUUGAUAUCGUACUCAAGUAACAGGACAGGGGAGUACUCUGUGCUCGGCGCGAGGAUAGCCAAGGAAUGGGCAGAGGAACUUGAGAAUAGAGAUAUUUGGAGACUUCCUGACAUAUACUCCGACGAACAGAUGAAGACGGCUAAUCUAGUACCUCCCCGCGAUCGGCGUGAUAUGCUGAAGGAGAAUUUUUACCAACAAGAGAAAGAGAAAUUGGUGCGCGAGAAGAAAGUAUUACGAGAAGAGGUAUAUCGGGAUGGCCUGGAAGCUAUGACCUUGGAUGUCAAAUCUUCGUCAAUCUAUGGUCCCCUGUCCGCCCCUAACGAAGACAACAACUUUCACAUUUUCUCGUCCACCGAGCAUGAAGUCUAUCUGCCCCAUGGACCGACGACGCUUAAGGCGGGCACAAGGCCGGAAUUAGUUCCUCGGUGGGACAUUACGACUGCAAGAAAUUACCAGCUCAAGAUUAAGAUGAAGAAUCGACACGAGAUAACCUUAAUCAAGUUGCAGGAGCACACUGCUGCUUCAUCGGAUCACUCACUCGGUCGUCUCUCGAGGAUUGAAGAAUCCAAUGAAGAGGAAGAGGAUACGGGAGAGAAUCAGGUCGCACGAAUGACUUAG